Messenger RNA from Cylindrotheca closterium, 945 nucleotides. Lineage: Eukaryota; Bacillariophyta; Bacillariophyceae; Bacillariales; Bacillariaceae. The record is from the annotation of a GenBank genome assembly.
AUGAAGUUCGUUGUCGCUGUAUUUGCUGUACUCUCAGUGACACAAGCAUUUGUUCCGCUAUCAGGCGUGCGUCCAGCAAUUGGAUCCAGUCGGGAUUUCCUUCUAAAGGCGUCUGAUGGAGAUGAGAGUCCAAAGCCACCAAAGUGGUCUCGCAUCGAAGGAAACCAAUUGGAGCCGACCGCAAAGGACUUUGAAAUUAUGGAUGAGAUGAUCACAAAACUUGCCAACGCAGCGCCCUAUGAGCUACCAAAUGCUGUCAGAAGAGCCUUUCGAGUCAUUUCUAGUCCCAAGUUCUUCAUGCGCAUUGCUGAACGAACAGAUGCCACCGAGGAUCCAGUUGAAAAAGCAAAGCUUGGAAGUCUAGCUUCCAACUUGGUUUCAACACUUGAGGUCGUUGUCGAAACAACUGAAGAGACGCUAGAUGAACGUGCCAGGGAGGUAGAGGCUGUUCUCAAGGCAGCAGCUGAACCAGAAACGGGCGAAUUUCUCGUACCUCUUCUCCCAACACAAGUUCAAGGAAUGAGAAAGACAUUGGAAGCUUUGGAACCUUCCUCAUUGGAUGAAGGCUUCUUGUCAACAGUAGACGCAUGGAUGAACAAGAGUCACCAAGAUGGAAUGGACGGUAUGGUCGGAAUUUUGCAAAAGGUUCUUCAAAUGUACAGUGGCAUACAAAUUAAGAGAGCAAAAGAGAACAUGGAAAGCGCUGAAUCAACACCUGCUUCUGAGCUAUUUGAGAAACUACUGCAGACGGAUACCGAGCUUUGGGAUGUUGAAAUCAGAAACGGAACAAAAGAAAUUAAGUGUUCACCCCUCGUCAGAGAGAUCCAGAAGACAAUGGAGAGUGUCGUUCUUGGCCUGGAGAAUGGAUCUAUGGCGCAAAGGGUCCAAGCAGAGUACCUUCGCGAGUUGAUCACGAGAGUUGAAGCCAUUCAACAAAAAGAGUAA